Messenger RNA from Galleria mellonella (greater wax moth), 2903 nucleotides. It is a transcript of the gene -w-2, whose product is annotated as protein scarlet. Gene Ontology annotation, cellular component: plasma membrane. The record is from RefSeq and is a predicted model, not a curated record. Lineage: Eukaryota; Metazoa; Arthropoda; Insecta; Lepidoptera; Pyralidae. Gene Ontology annotation, molecular function: ATP hydrolysis activity; ATP binding; ABC-type transporter activity.
ACAUAUGUAAGCAGUCGCGCCCGCUCUUUGGCGUAUUCGUAGUAAAGUGCGACUAGUAAAAUGCAUAUAGUAACUAAAACUUUUAUUAGAAAUUUAAAUUUGUUUUUUAAUUGAUUUUUGUGCGCGGGAAAAUGAUCAAAGACAAUAGUGACGAGGCAGUGUUAAUGGAAAAUCCACUUUUGCCGGUGAAUGAAUCUUAUGAACUAACAUUAGCAUCUGAAAUAGUGUACACAGAGAAGAAACCAAGUCGCACUAAGUAUGACCCCCUGUACCCUGAGGUUGAGGAGGUGUUGGGCACCAGCCACGCGCCUCGGCCCUGUACACUGGUGUGGAGAGACCUCAGUGUGCAUAUCAAACAGAAAGAUGGACGCCUGAAACGACUCGUCAAUAAUGUGAGCGGCAUCGCCAAGCCUGGCACCUUAGUAGCUUUGAUGGGACCCAGUGGUGCUGGCAAAACGACUCUAAUGUCUACAUUAGCACAUAGAAGUCCAGUAGGUACAGUCACAGAAGGUGACAUCGCAAUGAACGGGAUGCCAGUAGGAGAUUUCAUGCACCAGGAGAGCGGGUACCUGCACCAGGACGACUUGUUCGUUGAUAACUUGACCGUCAUCGAACAUCUAACUAUAAUGGCCCGGCUGCGUAUGGAUCGCCGCGUUUCUUCCAUAAUGCGAAAAAGAAGAGUCAAUCAGCUUCUGAGACAGUUAGCCCUUUACGGUAGUAGGUUCACUAGAAUCGGGGGCCUGGAUGGACGAAAAACUCUUUCCGGAGGAGAAAGGAAAAGAUUAGCAUUCGCUACUGAGCUUUUGACUGAUCCCGGCCUAUUGUUUUGCGAUGAACCGACCACGGGUUUAGACUCGUCAUCAGCUCAAAAACUGAUGUCCCUACUUCGAGCCAGUGCUGCACAGGGUAAAACAGUGAUAUGCACAAUACACCAGCCAUCAUCUGAACUAAUGGCACUAUUUGACAAAUUAGUGUUACUAGCUGAAGGCAGAGUGGCGUUUGCUGGUGAUUUCUCCGGGGCUCUACACUUUUUCGAAAGUCUAGGUUACCAUUGUCCACUUACCUACAAUCCGACUGACUACUUUAUAAAGGUACUGGCCUUAACUCCUGGCUCAGAGACAGCCUCUCGUCAAGCCAUAAAAAGCAUUUGCGACCAAUUUGCUGUUAGUGAUGCUGCUAAAGAAUUAGAUAUGGAAAUACAUUUAGAGUUUCACCUUAUGGAUCAUGAAAAUGAGGAUACUAUUAGAACUACAUGGGAUAUAUUCAAGCCACUUUUUUUCAUAAAAAUCAUGUGGUUGGUGUACCGGUACUCGCUGAUCAUUAUCAGAGACCCACGAGUGCAAUUAAUACGGAUAUUGCAGAAACUGGCUAUAGCCCUAACAGCUGGACUGUGCUUUAUUGGCACUGCUCAUCUCACCCAAUCUGGUAUCCAGGACGUUCAAGGCGCUAUUUUCAUCAUCAUAGCUGAGAAUACAUUCAGCCCAAUGUACUCAGUACUACACAUGUUUCCAGAAGAAUUCCCACUGUUCAAUAGAGAGCUAAAGGCGGGACUGUACUCUACACCAAUGUACUAUAUAGCCAGGAUGAUCGCCUUGUUCCCUGGAUUAGUGAUGGAGCCGACGUUGUUCACGUUGGUGGUCUACUGGAUAGCUGGCUUGCGGAGUACAUUAUACGCGUUCAGUUUCACGGUCCUUUUAGCCAUAUUAGUGCUCAACGUUGCUAUCGCUUGCGGUUCAUUUUUCUCAUGUGCGUUCGGUUCGAUGCCGGUCGCUAUCGCGUACCUCGUGCCCUUCGAUUAUGCGCUCAUGAUGACAUCUGGACUCUUCGUUAGACUGAGUUCGAUACCUAAAUACGUUUCCUGGAUCCGUCACUUGUCAUGGUUGAUGUACUCCAACGAAGCUAUGAGCAUACUUCAAUGGGACGGCAUUAGUAAUAUAACGUGUGUGGCUAACACAAACGGCGCACCGUGCCUCAGUACCGGAAACGAUGUUCUAAACCGUUACGACUUCUCCCCGGAACACCUUUGGCUUGACGUCAUCGCGCUCUUCGUGUUAUACCUGGUCUUCCACCUACUGGCAUUGAUGGCACUCCGAUAUAGGACUCGGAGAAAAUAAGCUUAUAGAUAUAUCUGAAAAGCUUUACACCUAUUAGAUUAAUAACAACUAGAUGGAGUGUCUCCCUACAAAUUCUUAUACAAAAACAGUCAUUGUAAAGAUAUCUCAUUUUUUAUUUGUGUUAAUUAAUAUUUAAGUUGUAGAUGUUUAUCAGAAUAAAACCGUAUUUGAAAUUAUAAUGUUACUAAUAAUAAUUGCCUAUUUUAAAUAACCACCUGUCAUAUUGGCUAUAAGUGAAUAAUGACGUAACGACGUAAGAAUGUCAGGAUAUUAGCCCUUCGGAUGAUUUUAUCAGGAAUUAACCUUGAUAAUGUUUAGAGGAAACAGUGUGUGAGUGGCGUUAAUUUACUGAGUACAGAGGAAUAAAACCUGAGUCCUCAGGAAUGGCAACGCAUGGGGGGUAUCAUGGGCGAAACAGUAUACUCUGUUAUGCCAUGGUACUGCUCAUGUCUAUAGGCGACGGUUACCACUUUCCAUCAGAUGGGCCGUCAGCUUGUUUGCCAUUCUAAGUUGUAUAAAAAAUAAAAAAAAAAUAAAAGUGUAGAGGUUGAUCAGAUAUGGUAUAAAGCUAGCAAUGGACCACUAAUUUCCUAGCAGUUCCCUUUUACAAAUUAAUAAUCCCUAUCCUCUCCAGUCAUCCAAUAGUUGGCUGACUGUCCUUUCGGACCGCUUUUAUCAGUUGACGCUCCAUCUAGAUUCAGAUCGAAGUUUAUAUGUUAAUGUUAUGUUUACAUGGUGUCUAUAAAGUAUUAUAUUAUUGCUUGUAAAUACAAAGAUUGAAUAAACCUA